Molecule: messenger RNA, 4906 nt
Organism: Pseudophryne corroboree (corroboree frog)
Lineage: Eukaryota; Metazoa; Chordata; Amphibia; Anura; Myobatrachidae
Product: protein unc-93 homolog A-like
Exons: 8
Coding region: 97-1488 (463 amino acids)
Source: RefSeq, a predicted model, not a curated record
CACAUGGCUAACUCAACACUGUCUGCCUUGUAGAUGUAUAGUAUGUUACAUUUAAGAAAGAAAGGAAAGGAAAUCAUUAGCAAGUGAACCAGAAAAAUGGACAGAUACCUUAAGAACAUUCUUGUUGUGUCCUUUGGAUUUUUACUAUUAUUUACAGCAUAUGGAGGGCUUCAAAGUUUGCAGAGUAGCCUGAAUGUGGAUGGCGGCCUUGGAGUGGCUUCAUUGAGUAUCAUCUAUGGGGCUCUUAUUAUUUCUUCUAUGUUCAUCCCUCCAAUUAUGAUUAAGAAAGUUGGCUGCAAAUGGACAAUUGUUGCCUCGAUGUGCUGUUAUAUCACAUAUUCUCUUGGAAAUUUCUACCCUAGCUGGUACACUCUCAUUCCCACCUCUAUCAUUUUGGGAUUUGGAGGUGCACCAUUGUGGGCUGCAAAAUGUACCUAUCUGACAGAGAGUGGAAAUCGAUAUGCUGAGAAAGUUGGAAAGGUGGGGAAGGAUAUUGUAAAUCAAUAUUUUGGAGUCUUCUUUCUAAUAUUCCAGUCGUCUGGUGUAUGGGGAAAUUUGAUUUCAUCUUUAAUAUUUGGACAAGCUCCACAAGCAGGAGUAGAAUUAAAUUAUACAUACUGUGGUGCAAAAGAUUGCCCAUAUAUGAAUCCCAGUGAUGAGAGCAAUGGAAGUACAAAACCUACAUUGCCUCCUCCGCCUCCAAUGAGCUUAACAUACACACUUUUGGGUGUAUAUACAGGUAGUGGAAUACUUGCUGUUAUACUGGUUUCCAUUUUCCUGGAUAAUAUUGAUCUGAAAAAAGAACCCCAAAAUGAUAACACUGAGGAUGAAUCAUUGUGGAUAAAAAUAUUGGCAACACUUAGGCAUCUCCGAGAUAAGCGCCAAUGUCUUCUCAUUCCAAUAACAAUGUGGAGUGGUUUUGAACAAGGAUUCCUUUCUGGAGACUACACAAAGUCUUAUGUUACCUGCACACUUGGGAUACAAUAUGUUGGCUAUGUGAUGAUUUGCUUUGCAGCAACAAAUGCAAUCUGUUCUUUGUUGUUUGGAAAACUGUCACAAUACACUGGAAGGAUCGCACUCUUUUUCUUUGCUGCAUUCACAAAUGUUGCCAGUAUUAUCGCACUACUAUUUUGGAAGCCACAUCCAAAUCAGCUUGCUGUGUUCUUUAUAUUUCCUGCAAUCUGGGGCAUGGCAGAUGCCAUCUGGCAGACCCAAACCAAUGCCCUUUAUGGAGUAUUAUUUGAUGAUCACAAAGAAGCUGGCUUUGCAAAUUAUCGUCUAUGGGAGUCAUUGGGAUUUGUUAUAGCAUAUGGAUACAGCACCUUUUUAUGUGUAUCUGUGAAAUUAUACAUCCUUCUUUCUGUGCUAGUUGUUGGAAUGGUGCUUUAUGCACUUGUAGAAUACAGUGAACACAAAAAAAUGUCACGCAACAAACUAGGAAAAGAAACAUGUGCUGAUGACUCACUGUAUAAGCAGACUAAAAUAUAGCGUCCAUAUACAGUGUUGUAAAUAUGUAGAGCACCUGUAUUUGGCACUGCUGGGCCUUCUUUAACACAAUUAUAGGUCUUGAUGGACAACAAUUUUUUUUUGCCUUGGAAAUGACUCCAAUUUUCAUAAAGACCUUUUGCCUUCAGUUUAUGAGGACUAAGGUUUUAUCAUUAGAACCAGUUAUACUCCUUUUCCACUGCCGCUAAUGUAAUGCACAAGUACGGAUGCAGGUAAGUUGGUAAUUCAGUUUACAAUAUUAAGCAAUGGCAAUAAAUUUCACAAAAGAAAGUAAUACAUUUAUUUAAUUGUUCUUGAACUGGUAGCCCCUGGAGUUGUUUUUUCUGCAAGUACCUGGAUCCAAAUGGUUCAACUGUAAUACCUCCAGACAAGUGUUCCAGCAAUUACACAAAUAUUCUUUUGCACUGUAAAUACUUCAAUUUACAGAGAAUAACAGAAUUCGACAACAAUACUAUAUAAAUACAAUACAGGUUGAGUAUCCCAUAUCCAAAUAUUCCGAAAUACGGAAUAUUCCGAAAUACGGACUUUUUUUAGUGAGAGUGAGACAGUGAAACCUUUGUUUUUUGAUGGCUCAAUGUAUACAAACUUUGUUUAAUACACAAAGUUAUUAAAAAUAUUGUAUUAAAUGACCUUCAGGCUGUGUGUACAAGGUGUAUUUGAAACAUACAUGAAUUGUGUGAAUGUACACACACUUUGUUUAAUGCACAAAGUUACAAAAAAUAUUGGCUACAAUGACCUUCAGGCUGUGUGUUUAAGGUGUACAUGUAACAUAAAUGCAUUCUGUGCUUAGAUUUAUGUCCCAACACCAUGAUAUCUCAUUAUGGUAUGCAAUUAUUCCAAAAUACGGAAAAAUCCCAUAUCCAAAAUACCUCCGGUCCCAAGCAUUUUGGAUAAGGGAUACUCAACCUGUACUAAUUGUUAAUAGAGCUUGUCUAAAACAAGCUGUUAACCAUUACUACUACACAUGCAAACAAUAGUGCAAUACCUUUAGUCACUCUUACACUACUCGGUACUAUCAAUAUCCCCAAUAACUUUAAACCACAAAGUUCAGCUGAGUAUUUUAUAGAUGGUGCAUGUUAGGUUUGGUGUCCUGUCUCCAAUAGGGAUUAAUGGAAUUAGGCAAAUGUUACCAAGCAAAUUUCCCAUUUCAAUAGUUGCUGCUCAUGACCAGCACAAAAGACACUUUCUCUAGGUUGCUGCUACUCCUCUCUCAAGUGACGUUUCCUAGCAAGAUUGCAAAUUAGUACAUUAAUUCCAACUAGUCUGUUGCUGCCUUUUCUUUAUAGUUCCCUGAGGAUGUGAGGGUUUACAGUACUCAGGUGUCGGUUCAUCUGUGGGGAAUACUGUCUAAAUACCUUGAGGGUAAUAAUUAAUGUAGAAUAUCCUUUUACAGUACUCCUUGUCUCUCUCUUUACCUCGAGUGCAGCUUUCCUUCACUAACUUUCUGUAAUGUCAAUCAAGUAUGUAAAUCAUUAGUGUAAAGAAGGGCUUCACUAGCUGCAUCGGCUGUUAAGCGUUAAAAUUAUAGCAGGAUAUCUGACCGCAAUACCUGCUCUUAAUCCUGACUGAAAGGAAGCGCCAGUGUUCAUUUACAUAGUACAGAAUACUGCAGGCUUGAAUGCUAAAAAUCAGUUCUGGGCAAAUAUAGCUACCUCUGAGUUGGGUACUAUAUGUAGUACAAUAGCUGGGUAGUGUGACAUGCAGAAUGCUUCAGGUGCUGUUUUGACUCCCUGUAUAGCCAGUGCCUGCUGAGCUGUGAUGGCUCCUACUAUGUGGUGCUAAGGUAAAUCGCAGUUAUACCUCUCCAAGUGUCUGUGUUAGGUCUCCAUGCUGUCCGUAGCUGUCAGUGUGGGAUACUGGGUUUCUUUCCAGACAAUCUGCUCCCAUGGCCUGUCCCUUUGUGACUGCUGCCCACCUCUUGCCUUAAUUGGGGAGGCCUGGUCCACUCUGAGGCAUUACCAACUGCCGGGGCUCCAGAUAAAGCUUCACCCACUGUCGCUAUGGAAGCUGCUGCGGUCACUCUUAUUUCAUCUGCACCCCCAGACUUGCCUUGCAUGGGGGUAGAGCCAUCUCUCUGACCACCCUUGUGGGAGGAAGGACUGCCUCCAUCUCCUCCGUCACCCCCACACCACCUCAGCACACACCUGAUGGCAUAGCUCUCCUCUCAAGAUUACCUCAGCUCAGCUCUCACCAACCAACUCUUUCUCCUAACUGUCACUGGUCUCCCCACCUGACUGGUCAUAAGACCUGCUCCUGAGCUCUUGAGCAGUUGCUGGGGCUGCUGGGAGCUGCGGUGUGUCAGUUGUAUGAUGACAUACACCUGCAUUAUAGCAUGAUGCACAAUGUCAGACAUACUGUAAUACUUCACAUUGUGGUGUAUUACACUAAAACCUGGGUUAUUGCGGUGUCAACCCGGGUCAUGGCUCAGUGGACACGGCUCCCCAAAAUAAAACCCAGGUCGAGUGACCUGACAAUCCUUCCCAGGUAGCUACCAGGGUUGAACAAGGGAAUGACCCAUUAACACUGCAGUGGAAACAGGGUAGAUCCAAGUUAUCUGACAUGGGUCAGCAUAAAAGCCACUGAUUGGAGCUUCCUGGGGCGCUCUGACAUGAUUUAAUCUGCCAGAGCCCCAAAGAGCACACACAGCAAGAGCAGCAGCAUGGCUAUCUGGUUAGAGGAGGAGAUCAGAGAGCUUCCCAACAUCAGGGGAGAGAAGGAAAUCAGGCGCCAAAUGACUGGAACAGUAAAAGAUGCCACUGUCUACCACAAUAUCUCAGCAGUAUUGACCCCUCCCUUUUCUUUCCUUUUGUAACUUCAAAUUUGUGAGCCUGAAAAAGGCCAUUUUAAUGACAUUCAUACAGUAAGUUUUGCAGAUCCUACCCGUGUUCAGUGGAAAUGUGCCAACUCAGGUAAAAUCCGGGUCGAAGGUACAGUAGAACUGAGGUCUGACUGGUGGAAAAGCCAGCUCGGAAUUUUGGUGGAAAUGGAGUAUAAUAGUGCCUUACUAGGAGAAACAAGAGACUGUAAUUAAACAGGAAGACUCAAUUUCAAAUGAAUUACUUGACUGAUGUAUCAAGGAUCGAAAAUAACAAAUCCCCCUUAGCAAUGCUGCUGAGGAGGACAAAUGUACCCCUGUGCAGGCACCAGCAACCCUGUGAAGUUUUUGGGAGGAGGCAUAGGCAUGCCUCCUUAGAUUUGGCCAUGCCCCCGGUACCCCGGAUUGUGGCCAUCCUCACAGCCUGCCCAUUCAACUCUUCAUACGGAAUUAUUAGGCACUCUUUGUGGAACAAUGCAAGACAUAUUACUAAUAUCCAUACUAAACUCUAGAUAAGUCUAUAAAGGGUAUAUUUACUAAACUGCGGGUUUAUAGACAAUGAGAUGUUGCUCAUAGCAACCAAUC